Parastagonospora nodorum SN15 is the source of this 1240-nucleotide messenger RNA. RefSeq lists its product as hypothetical. NCBI's taxonomy places the organism in Eukaryota, Fungi, Ascomycota, Dothideomycetes, Pleosporales, Phaeosphaeriaceae. The transcript has 2 exons. Gene Ontology annotation, molecular function: protein binding. The record is from RefSeq and is a predicted model, not a curated record. Bases 1 to 1146 code for a protein of 381 amino acids.
AUGUGGUCAGCACUCGGUCUCAGCCUCCUUGCACAAGAAACAACUGAUUUUCCGUGGAGUUUCUGGCCUGAAUGCUACUCGAAUGAGAAGACUGAAGAACCAUACUGCGUAUUCAGUCACCAGGGCUUUGCCGGCGGACGAGGCGUCUUCAUCCUCACCACCAGACCUUUUGCUUACGCAAUGUUGGAGAAGCCUGCCUUCACAAACCCAGAAAUUCUCGCACGCGUGAACAAAUACGAAAACCCGCCAUUCGUACAGCACGAAUUCCCAGGCAAAGGACGUGGUCUUGUAGCCAACAAGACCCUGCACCGCGGCGAUCAGAUCUUCGCAUCAACACCUAUCGUCAUCACCGACAGCGAUGCUUACGAGCUAUCAACGGAAGAACGCUACGCACUCCUAUAUCGAGGUGUGGAGACCCUACCCGCCGAAACUCAGAAGAGCUUCUGGGCACUCAUGGGCCACUUCAACGGCGACCCAGUCGAGGACAGGAUCAACACGAACAACUUCGACACCACCAUCGACGGCGUCAGCCAACAAGCACUGUUUCCCGAGAUCGCAAUGAUGAACCACGACUGCCGGCCUAACGCAGCCUAUUUCUGGGACGAGGACAUGAUGACGCAUUACGUGCAUGCGUUGCGCGACAUCCAGCCCGGCGAAGAGAUCACGAUCACAUACAUCGACAACGAGAAGGAUCGCAAGACGAGAAACACACGGCUCAAGAAGAAUUGGGGCUUCGAUUGUGGUUGCUCGGCGUGUACUGCGCAUCCAGCCGUGUUUGCUGAGUCGGAUAGUCGGCUGUACCAGAUCACCGAUCUGGCGCUCAUGCUGGACGAUUGGACGUCGGAGUCUUCUGCGACGACAGAGGUGGCCGAGCUCUUGGUCACGCUGUAUCAGCAGGAAAGAUUGGACGCAAGUCUGGCGACGGCGUACAAGUACGCUGCGGAGACGUAUAGUAGCUUUGGCAAGAAGUGGGAGGCUGUCAAGUAUGCGCGCUUGAGUGUUGAGAUGAGUAUGAUAGACAAGGGUUUCAGGCAUGCGGAUACCAAGGAGAUGAAGAAAAUGGUGGAGAGCCCGGAGAUGACGUGGAGCUGGAACAAGCGCGUUGGGCUGAGUGGGAAGUCGUGCGGUUGCAAACAUGCACACUAGGAGCGCAUCUGAUGGAUUUAACAGGCGUUUUGAUUGGGUGGGAUGAAAUCGACAUUCUUAUGAGUACAAUUUACAAACGACUCUGAAUUUUCUC